UCUCUGUGCAGCCGCCGUACGGCCUGUCGGCUGUGCCGUGCGGCCGCCGCCAUGGAUUACCGCGCUGAGGUGAUGAGGCAGGCCGUACCGGGGCAGUUCGAUGACGCGGAGUGCUCCGACGGUGACCUUGCAGAAGAUGCAGAAAUAAUUCAGGAAGAUGAGUUUGUUGAGAAAUGCCGGUCAAGCUUGUGCAAAGGAAUCAACAUGAAGAAAGGAGAUAGUGAUGAUGACAGUGUUGAUGAAGAGGAAGAAGAAGAAGAAGAUGAUGAUGACUGGGACUGGGAUGAUGAGAUGGGAAGACUCAUGAAGUGCCACACUGCUGCUGGAUGCAAUCAGCAGGCAAAUAGGCAGACCCCUAGUUGCUAUUCAGCAAAAAUGUCUACCCCUACAGACAAGGCUUUGAGGAAAUUUGAACAUAAAAUUAAUUUAGAUAAGCUGAAUUUUGAUGACUCUGUUAUAAACAGAGUCACAGAAAAGUCUAGACAGAAGGAAGCAGACAUGUGCCGAGUCAAAGAUAAGUCAGACAGAGCAACGGUAGAGCAAGUGUUGGACCCAAGGACCCGAAUGAUUCUGUUCAAGAUGCUGAGUAGAGGUGUCAUAUCAGAGAUCAAUGGCUGCAUCAGCACAGGGAAAGAAGCUAAUGUGUACCAUGCCAGUACUGCAAAUGGAGAGAACAGAGCAAUAAAGAUUUACAAAACCUCUAUUUUGAUGUUCAAGGAUCGGGAUAAGUAUGUGAGCGGUGAGUUCAGAUUUCGUCAUGGAUAUUGUAAAGGCAACCCAAGAAAAAUGGUGAAAACAUGGGCUGAAAAGGAAAUGAGGAAUUUAAUAAGGUUGAACACAGCACAAAUACCUUGCCCAGAGCCAAUUAUGCUAAGAAGUCAUGUGCUUCUCAUGGGCUUUAUUGGUAAAGGAGAUAGGCCUGCUCCUCUGCUGAAGAAUGCUCAGUUAUCUGACUCGAAAGUCCGGGAGCUGUACCUGCAGAUCAUCCAGUACAUGAGAAGAAUGUACCAAGAUGCCAGACUUGUUCAUGCAGAUCUCAGUGAAUUCAAUAUGCUGUACCACAGUGGGGAUGUGUACAUCAUUGAUGUCUCUCAGGCAGUGGAGCAUGACCACCCACAUGCAUUGGAGUUUCUGCGAAAGGAUUGUGCCAAUGUUAAUGGCUUUUUCCAGAAGCACAAUGUUGCAGUGAUGACUGUGAGGGAACUGUUUGAGUUUAUUACUGAUCCUUCUAUCACAAGUGAGAACAUUGAUGACUAUCUGUCAAAGGCAAUGGAAAUAGCAUCAAAAAGAACAGAGGAGGAGAGAUCCAGCCAAGAUAAAGUGGAUGAGGAAGUGUUCAAGAAGGCUUACAUACCUCGAACUUUGACUGAAGUUAAAAACUAUGAGAGAGAUGUGGAUAUAAUGAUGAAAUUGAAAGAAGAGGAUUUGGCAUUGUGUGUUCAGCAAGAUAAUAUUCUCUACCAGACCGUGACAGGAUUGAAGAAGGAUUUGUCUGGUGUUCAGAAGAUUCCUGCACUUCUAGAGAAGAAGACGGAUGAGUCAGAAACAGGCUCUGAUGAUGAUGGUGGCAGCUCAGAGGACUCUGAGUCAAGCUGUAAAGAAUUUCGGCAUCCCAAAGAUCUUUCUGCUGUAGUUGCUAUGGAUAAAAAGGAGAGGAAAAAGAUGGUUAAAGAAGCCCAAAGAGAAAAGAGAAAAAACAAAGUCCCAAAGCAUGUGAAGAAGCGGAGAGAGAAGACUGCGAAAAUGAAGAAGGGCAAAUAAGAUCAACUUUGGCUUGGGAAAAGGACUGAUUUGUUUCUAGUUAAUGAGUCACUUUCUUUUAUAAUUAAAAAUCCUUUAUUUACGUCAUACAGUACUAACUGUGAGGGUGGUCUCAGUGGCAGUGUGGUGUGAUUAUUUGACCAGACUUUAUGCUGUGGCUCUAGCAACAGGAAGGAACAAAUUCAACGCAUUUGAGCUUUUAAAAAUCCUUCUCAAGAUUCAGCUUGUUGUUAAACUCGCAUUGAUUUGUUUGUGGCAUCUUCGUCUCCUGUCUUACACUGUGUGUGUGCUGGUUCAUUUUGUUCCAGAGCGUUGAUUUGAUUCAAACAGAUUCUUGGAGGAGGGGGGAACAACAAAGAUGGGAAAACUACUUCAAGUAAAGGCCUGUGCUUCUGUGCUGUGAAGGCAGCAACUUAAGCUAGCUGUCUUCUGCAGGCUGUUGCAGCUAUCUGCAGGUAACCUUGCUGCCUCUAUGCUUUCAUCACCUUUUGAUGUUAUCUUGCUGAAAGCUGAAUUUCAUGAUUUGGGAUGCAACUUUUCUCACUGCCCUGUUCCCUUUUGAAGCAACCAGACAGGCAUGCCUAAACAGACUAAAGCUGUGAUAUUUCUGUGUGUGUUGACCCCAGCAUGGGGCAGUGUUGCUCUUAAGGAAAGUAGGACACACCUUUUUGUAGGCUGGCCAAAUGAAUAUUGGACAUCAAGAUUGCAUUUGUUCAAAUUCAGGGUGGAAAAGCUGUCGUGGGAGCUGUUUGUGGUGUGCCUCAGCACUACCAGUCCAUGUGCUAAGGUGCAUAUAGGGUGGAGCUGGCAGAGUUUGAAGAGUCCUUUGUGUUGGAGCAAAGGUGCCGUAUUCAAAACAUCCCACCUCUUCUCAUGGCAGCAACUUGGGCCGCUGAGGCUGACAGAAGCCUUGAGAGAGGUGUCGUCCUUGUUCAUCAGUCACCUUUCCCUGCUGUCAACAGUUUCAGGACUCCCUGUGCCAACACAGACAAGGGCUCUGAGUUCAGU
Molecule: messenger RNA, 2769 nt
Organism: Lagopus leucura (white-tailed ptarmigan)
Lineage: Eukaryota; Metazoa; Chordata; Aves; Galliformes; Phasianidae
Gene: RIOK1
Product: RIO kinase 1
Exons: 17
Coding region: 52-1761 (569 amino acids)
Biological process (GO): maturation of SSU-rRNA
Cellular component (GO): preribosome, small subunit precursor; cytosol
Molecular function (GO): ATP binding; protein serine/threonine kinase activity
Source: RefSeq, a predicted model, not a curated record